AUGACAGAGACUCAAGUUCUUACCGAAAAGAGGUUUUCCCUCGAAUCAGUCAAAAGUAUGUUGUUGAGUGACACCGUCAAGCAUUUGGUUGCAGGUGGAGUUGCUGGAGCUGUCAGUCGUACCACUGUCAGUCCUUUGGAGCGGAUGAAAAUUCUCUUUCAGGUUCAAGGACCGGAGCCAGCUAAUUAUCAGGGCGUCAUUCCCACAUUACGGAAGAUGUGGGCAGACGAAGGGUUUGUAGGUUUCAUGCGCGGCAACGGCACGAAUGUUAUCCGGAUUGUUCCAUAUAGUGCUGUCCAGUUUGCAAGCUAUGAGCAAUUCAAGAAGCUUCUUAUGGAACCUGGCAAGCAUGAUCUUGAUACUCCUAGAAGACUGGCAGCAGGAGCCUUGGCGGGGUUAACAUCAGUCGCAUGUACAUACCCUCUGGAUAUUGUGCGCACACGCCUUUCAAUUCAGUCCGCUCAGCUUGCCAGCACCAAGGAAGGUCAAGCAGCACUUCCUGGUAUCUGGAAGACGAUGGUUAUUAUUUAUUCAAAAGAAGGAGGCAUUGUUGGUCUCUACAGGGGUCUUGGUCCUACGCUCAUGGGUGUGGCCCCUUAUGUUGCCCUCAACUUCCAAGCCUAUGAAGUUCUUCGUACUUACCUGACGCCACCUGGGGAGACUUCACCAUCUGUCAGCAGGAAACUCUUGUGUGGUGCUUUGGCAGGAAGUUUUGCUCAGACGAUGACAUAUCCAUUGGAUGUACUUCGUCGUCGCAUGCAGGUUACUCAAAUGGCAUCUGUGAGCUACAAAUACACUUCGACAUGGGACGCAGUCAAAAAAAUCGUCAAACAGGAAGGUGUUCGUGGUCUUUACAAGGGCAUGGUGCCAAAUUAUUUGAAAGUUGCACCUGCAAUCUCAAUAUCGUUUGUUGUUUACGAGCAAUGCAAGCAAAUCCUGAUUGGAAAGAAAACUACCGCAGGAAUGUAA
This is a messenger RNA of Lobosporangium transversale, 969 nucleotides long. Its product is annotated as mitochondrial carrier domain-containing protein. The transcript has 6 exons. The coding region runs from base 1 to 969 and encodes 322 amino acids. NCBI's taxonomy places the organism in Eukaryota, Fungi, Mortierellomycota, Mortierellomycetes, Mortierellales, Mortierellaceae. The record is from RefSeq and is a predicted model, not a curated record. Gene Ontology annotation, biological process: transmembrane transport.